Molecule: messenger RNA, 3157 nt
Organism: Athalia rosae (coleseed sawfly)
Lineage: Eukaryota; Metazoa; Arthropoda; Insecta; Hymenoptera; Athaliidae
Product: transmembrane and coiled-coil domain-containing protein 4-like
Exons: 9
Coding region: 73-1806 (577 amino acids)
Source: RefSeq, a predicted model, not a curated record
UCACUACUUUUAUUAAACUCUACAACUAGUCACGAUAUUAUUACGCAUGAAUUUUUAUAUUACCCGCAAAAGAUGUCAUCAAAAGACAGCUGUCAGAAUCCAAACAUGAAUCAACAAACAUCUACGGAGGUGAUACGUGGCAAGAAAUUGGAUAUUUCUGAAGCUGGAUUAUAUGCAUAUGCAGCCACCUGUUCACUGACAUUAGCUGAACUAUUCCCAGAUCCCUGCGAUCAUGAUUACAAUAGACUUUGCGUAAAGAUGAUUUGUCGGCAUUUAAAAUUGAACGAACGCGUAGAACCUGUGAUGAUAUUCCUAAGUGAAGGACAAAGCGGGCAAUCUCAUAAUACUUAUAUUGCUUUAUUAUUGGAAGAAUCAAACUUGAAGGGCAAGACAAUUUUGGUGGUUCAAGACCUUGUACUAUUGGCUGUGCACAAUGGGAUUGUGUCAGGUGAAUAUGAUUCCAGACAAAGAGUAUUAGUGAGACGUAUCUCAGAAUUAUUAAAUGUUCCAUUUCAACUGGUAGAAUUUUAUGAGCAUUCUUUAGUCAGAUUGUUGAGCGAGGAUCAUAAUGUUCAAACCGACGUGGAGCAACAAGAGACUAAGCGACGUCACAAGGUCCGCAAAAUAAAGAGAUAUGCGGCUAUUAGCUUGGCCACCAUAGGAGGUGGUACUUUGCUUGGUUUAACGGGUGGCUUAGCAGCACCACUCAUCGGUAUUGGAGUUGGAACGAUACUCGGAGGUGCCAGUGCAGCUGCGCUAGGGAGUACUGCAGGUGUUGCAAUUAUAGGUUCUCUGUUUGGCGUGGCUGGAGCUGGACUCACAGGUUACAAAAUGAAAAAGCGAGUCGGAGAAGUAGAAGAAUUCGAAUUUCAGCCAUUAACAUUGGCGAAUUAUGGGGCCAUAGAUGAACAGCUUCACAUCGCGAUUGCCAUUACUGGCUGGUUGAAUGACGAGGCCGACGACAACGUUGUCAGACCUUGGCAGGCUCUUGCAGCAUCUAGAGAGCAGUAUGCACUAAGAUACGAAACGAAGUAUUUAAUUGAACUAGGACAAGCGCUAGAGUACAUACUAAGCAUGGCUGUUUCGUUGGCUACACAAGAGGCACUAAAAUACACAAUUCUAUCUAGUCUUGUCAGUGCUGUGGCCUGGCCUGCUGCUCUACUGUCCAUAGCAUCUGUGAUAGAUAAUCCUUGGUCAGUAUGUUGUCGUAGGAGUUCUGAAGUUGGCAAACAAUUGGCACACGUUUUAUUAGCUAAGCAACAUGGUAAAAGGCCAGUCACAUUGGUUGGCUUUAGUCUGGGUGCGAGAGUAAUUUAUUAUUGUUUAAGAGAAAUGGCAGAAAUAGGUGGAGGUAAAGGAAUUAUACAGGACGCGAUAUUAUUGGGAACGCCAGUGACCAAUAACAAAAGCGAAUGGGAAAAAUGUUCGAAAGUAGUAGCUGGCAAAUUUAUCAAUGGGUAUUGCAGCGAGGAUUGGCUAUUACGUUUUCUGUAUCGUACCCUUUCCAUGUCUUCGGGGGUUGCAGGACUGAUGCCUAUUAAGUGCAAGAAAAUAAUGAACAUAGAUUUGAGUUCUAUUGUCGGAGGCCACAGUGAAUACUCUGAUAAAUUAUCAGAAUUAUUGGCUUUUGUUGGGCUCAAUACUAAAAAUUCUCAAGUCUUUGAUACAGAAAGUGGUCUGAAGAAAUCGAAUUCAGAAAUGCCAUACAUGGAAAAAGUUCAAAGUAAUUUGAGAUCAUCAAAGUCUGAAAUGUGCCUACGCUCCAGCAAACAUGUGACUGUACCGAGUACAAUGCCGUCCAAUUGAAAGUAUUCGAAUUAAAAAUAUUCGACAUCCAUGGAAUUAGAAAAACUAUGGGUUUAGUAACACAAAGAAAUAGUUUCAAUGGAGAAAAAGUUUAGAGAAAUAGUUUCGAGAAAAAGUGUCAAUAUUCAAUCAAUUUAUUCUAAAAUGUACGUAUAUUUAUACCUAUUUAAAGCAAACCGUAAUCCAAUGCCUUCAAAUUCAGAGCACAAAUAUUUUAUAGUUUUUCUUAAAGUAAAAAACUAUAUCAUACAAUAUUUCAUAUGGAUUUAGAUUAUAAAUAUAACCAAAGGUUUGAUUAGAAAUACAUUAUAAAUCAUUUAUCUUUCUCAGAACAGUAAUAUCACAAAAAAUAAUUUAUCCAAAUUUAAUGAAUAAAAAGCCAGAAUAUUAGGAAAUUUUGGAAAAUUUUUAAUCUAGACAUAAUAAUACAAAACACGUACAAAGUAUCAAUCGUACCUUAUUACUAAAUAAUUGUCUUGCACCAGAAUCGAUGUACUUGAGAAUACUAGUUAACAUUAUAAUAAAACUUUUCUCGUAGUCUAUUAUUUUUUCAAUAAUUCUUUGGAAAUAAAGCUGAUUGUGGAUCAUUGUUCACAAAUGACGUAUUGAUAACAGAGUUGAACAUGGCAAAUUGGAAAAGUUUUUUCAAUUUCUAAGGUAUCUUAUUUUUUUGAGAAAUAAAGUCUUGGAAUUCAUUUUUAUAUGAACUAUUAAAUAUUUGGAGAAGCUACCAAAUUCAAUGAUAAUACUUGAAUAAGCUUUGAAUUGAUCAAUUAAAGAUGUGGACAUAAUAUUUUGCCAAUUAUAAUACUGAAUCUGCAAAAGAGCUUGGCAUGGAGGACUGAUUUUAUUAUCUCAAGUAAAUUUUGAAAAAAAUAAAAUGAAAAGAACAAGUUGUUAUGUUGUAAAAAUGUUUUCAUACUGAGUCAAUUUUAAAAGUGCAUAUUACUAUUAAGGACUUACGGAGAGAAAAGCGACCAUAUUGCAUUACAGGUAAUCGUGAAGCUAAGGGCUUUAGUAGAUCACACGCAUUAAAGUCCAUAUAAUUAUGUAAUAACUUAUAAUUAGUACACAAUAUAAUUGCUAAAGGAUAUCACAAUUCAAUAGGAAACAAGUUUUUUACGCACAAUACCUUUCAAAAAGCAGACUAUAUUUACCACUGAAAUCAAACUGAGAAAAUUAUCAAGUACACAGACCAUGUGUCAAAAUCUUGUUAAGUUUUUAUAUCAACAUAAUCGAAUUUGCACAUUUUACUGAAACUUACUAUACCUAUGCAGCGUAAAAAGUACUUCAUUAAUUGUAUUGUUCGAUGAUCCAUAACACAAAAUAAAAACAUCAUACCUCCCAACAA